AUGAAAUCCCAACUUUUAGAGUCAAACAACAAGUAUGAGUUGAUCAUUAAUAACUACAAAUCCAAAAUUGAAGAAUACGAGAAAAUUUUCCAGAUAAUGAAAUCAAAAAUCGAAGAUUACGAGAAAAACAUUUCAAAUUCAUAUGAAGAGAUUUCUAAAUACAAGAGCCAAAUAGAGGAAUCGAAUUCCAAACUUGAUGAAUGCGAGAAACAGUUGAAAUUGUUUAGUUCUUCAGACAAACAUCGAAUAAAUGUUUUGCAGCAAGAAUUGGAAUCAAAGACACAAAGAUUGAAAGAAAUAACACAGUUGUCAAUACAACAAAACCAGAAAUUGACUGAAUCAAUGAACAGAAUAACUGAUCUCGAGAAAUCAAGAGAAAACAAUGAUGAUCUUAAACGAAGAAUUGAGAUUUUGGAGAAUCAAGCUGAUGUGUUUAGAGCAAAUGAAAGAAGACUGCAAAGAAGAAUCUCUGAACUAAAGGAUAAACUCGUGAACACAUCGAAAUACGAGGAAAUGUAUUCUGAAUUGGAAAAGAAAUUUAAAGAAUCACAAGAAAUGGCAAAAUCUGCCAUAAAACGGUUGACAAUAGAAAUGGACAGAAAAUCAUUGGAAGAAGCAACACAAAGUCCAAGUUUGGAGGAGAUGGAAUCAUUGAGACAGAGUUUGUCUGAGAAAGAAAUGAAAAUCAAGGAUUUAGAGAAAAUUAUUUCGGAACAAAAUUCGAAAGUUGAUGAAAAUGAUGAAAAUUUGAUUGAAGUUUUUGAUAUCGCAAAGUUUGAAGAUUUGAGUGACAGCGAGUUUAGAAAGAAAGCUUUGACAAUUAUUGGAAAGCUGUGGCUUGAAAAAGUUUCUAAAUCUCAAUCAAAGUAA
Molecule: messenger RNA, 870 nt
Organism: Trichomonas vaginalis G3
Lineage: Eukaryota; Parabasalia; Trichomonadida; Trichomonadidae
Product: tropomyosin family
Exons: 1
Coding region: 1-870 (289 amino acids)
Source: RefSeq, a predicted model, not a curated record